Lathyrus sativus (Indian pea) is the source of this 1665-nucleotide messenger RNA. NCBI's taxonomy places the organism in Eukaryota, Viridiplantae, Streptophyta, Magnoliopsida, Fabales, Fabaceae. The record is from the annotation of a GenBank genome assembly.
AUGAUGAACCUUUUUCUUACCAGAGCCGCUAGGGUUUCUUCUCUUACCAAACAAAAUGCUGUCGCUGCUUUCAAUUCUUCUCGGUGUGUCCAUUCAUUACCACUUGCCGCCACAGUACAAGCAGAAGAGAUAUCUGGUGCAAAUCCUGCUGAAGUUUUGAACUUGGUGCAGGGUAAAUGGAUUGGAUCAUCAAACUGGAAUACAAUUCUGGAUCCUUUAAAUGGAGAGCCAUUUAUUAAAGUUGCUGAAGUUGAGGAAUCAGGCAUUCAGCCCUUUGUAGAAAGCUUGUCCAGCUGCCCCAAACAUGGUUUACACAAUCCUUUUAAGGCACCAGAGAGAUAUCUUAUGUAUGGAGACAUAACUACUAAGGCAGCUCACAUGCUAUCACUCCCUAAGGUUACAGAUUUCUUUGCAAGGCUAAUACAAAGAGUUUCUCCAAAGAGUUAUCAGCAGGCUUUUUCUGAAGUUUAUGUGACACAAAAAUUUCUAGAGAAUUUCUGCGGAGAUCAGGUUCGCUUCCUGGCUAGGUCUUUUUCAGUACCUGGAAAUCAUCUUGGACAGCAAAGUCAUGGCUUUCGUUGGCCAUAUGGUCCGGUGGCAAUUAUUACUCCUUUUAAUUUCCCCCUAGAGAUUCCAGUCCUUCAAUUAAUGGGUGCUCUUUAUAUGGGCAACAAGCCAGUCCUUAAAGUCGAUAGCAAGGUGAGCAUUGUAAUGGAACAAAUGCUGCGCCUUCUUCAUUCGUGUGGCUUACCUGUAGAAGAUGUAGACUUCAUAAAUUGUGAUGGAAAGACAAUGAACAAGCUGCUGCUAGAGGCAAAUCCAAGGAUGACCCUUUUUACCGGUAGUUCAAGAGUGGCAGAGAAGUUGGCUGAUGACUUGAAGGGCCGUGUUAAAUUAGAAGAUGCUGGGUUUGACUGGAAAAUAUUGGGCCCUGAUGUUCAUGAGGAAGAUUACGUUGCAUGGGUAUGUGACCAAGAUGCAUAUGCAUGCAGCGGUCAAAAGUGCUCAGCACAAUCGUUGUUAAUUAUGCAUGAGAACUGGUCUAAGACUUCCUUGGUAUCUAAGUUGAAAGAACUUGCUGAGCGAAGAAAGCUAGCAGACUUGACAAUUGGCCCAGUCCUAACUUUUACAACUGACGCGUUGCUAGAACACACAAAAAAUUUACUUGAGAUACCAGGAUCAAAGCUGCUCUUUGGUGGCCAGCCUUUGGAAGACCAUACAAUUCCACAAAUUUAUGGUGCUAUUAAACCAACUGCAGUUUAUGUUCCUCUUGAGGAAAUUAUGAAGGAUAAGAAUUAUGAGCUUGUGACAAAAGAAAUAUUUGGGCCUUUUCAGGUUGUUACUGACUACAAAGACCAUCAACUACCAAUUGUGUUGGAGGCUUUGGAAAAAAUGCAUGCACACUUAACUGCCGCCGUAGUUUCAAAUGAUCCUUUAUUUUUACAAGAAGUGAUUGGGAAAUCAGUAAAUGGCACUACUUACGCAGGUCUAAGAGCAAGAACAACUGGAGCUCCACAAAACCACUGGUUUGGACCUGCUGGUGACCCUAGAGGUGCAGGAAUUGGAACACCUGAGGCUAUAAAACUUGUAUGGUCAUGCCAUAGAGAAGUAAUUUAUGAUUAUGGACCAGUAUCAAAGGGGUGGAAAAUUCCUCCUUCAACAUGA